AUGACAGGUCUUUUCUCAGUAUUCGAGGUUAUGGAGCCUCAAGGAAAUUUUACGGAGAAACCUUAUGACCCAGCGUGCAAUAUCCGGGUCACCGGUGUUGUACUACAGGUCCUUCUGGACAGUGCUAACCCUACUGAGAAGGGGUCCUUAGUCAACAGCCUGCUUAAAGAAAUAGAUCUUUUUCAGAUAUCACUAAGCCUUUCAAGCAGCUUACUUAGUGAGGCAAAGACCGAGAAGUAUAAGGAUUUGCGUGCUCUUCUUCAACUCCUUUCAAGCCUUUGUUCAAAAGAUCUGGUUGAUUUUUCAUCAGAUUCUAUUGAGACACAGGGCACAAAUAUAUCUCAGGUUGUUUGUUUUGGUCUUCACAUAGUCACCCCUCUGGUAUCUUUGGACCUGCUGAAAUAUCCUAAGCCAUGUCAUGAUUACUUCUCUCUGCUAUCACACCUCUUAGAGGUUUAUCCUGAAACAGUUGCACAACUAAAUGGAGAAGCCUUCACUCAUGUACUUGGCACUCUUGAUUUUGGUCUUCACUACCAGGACACAGAAGUGGUUGAUAUGUGUCUAAGAGCUCUGAAAGCUCUUGCUUCCUACCAUUACACUGAGACAGUUUGUGGUAAAACGGGCUUGGGCUUACAUAUUUCUGGACUUAAAGAUCCAGGUGGAAAUUUGCAGGAAGGCAUUUUGAGCCGGUUCCUUCAUUCAUUGCUGCAGUUACUCCUCUUUGAGGAUUACAGCCCUGAUCUGGUCAGCAGUGCAGCAGAUGCUCUCCUUCCUUUGAUUCUUUGUGAACAAGGCCUAUAUCAGUUGGAACAAUUUAAGAGACAACUGAUGUUGUCCCUGAAUGAUGAUAAUUCAUCACUAGCUGAAACUGUUGAUAUUAGAACCUGUGGAAAAGCAACUUGGUAAUGGCGUUAUUGCGUGCAUCUUCAUAUUUAUCCUUUACAAAUUAGAAAAUCUUCCUUUUGGUGUUUUGAGCAUGUUCUUUUGGACAUUGUGAAUUGUAAUGUUCAUAUUUCUCUUAUCGGCAGACUGAAUUUUUGUAUUUGUAAUCAUUUCACUUUAGAUUUUUCAAUUUGAUAAGCAAUAUGCAUGGCUAGAAACUUUUG
Molecule: messenger RNA, 1106 nt
Organism: Corylus avellana
Lineage: Eukaryota; Viridiplantae; Streptophyta; Magnoliopsida; Fagales; Betulaceae
Biological process (GO): protein export from nucleus
Cellular component (GO): nuclear pore; cytoplasm
Molecular function (GO): nuclear export signal receptor activity
Source: RefSeq, a predicted model, not a curated record